AUGGAGAAAUACUAUGGUAAAGUGACGAAGAGUUGCUUGCUUUGGGGCAUCGAUUCCCAUCUGGUUAUUCCGUUGCAUUUCACUAGCUCGGCACCAGUUUUUCUUGCAAUUCUUGCCUUGGUCUCAUGCGCGCCAACUGUUAAUCGUGAAAAGCGUCAAGCAUGCGUUUGCGCUCCAGUUCAACAAGAUGUUUCUUGCUGUCAACAGACCACCGUCAACGUUCAAUUCCAAUCUACCCAGGUUCAACAACAACAGCCAGCAUGUGACUGCGUCCCGGUUCAGCAGCAACCAGCCUGUGACUGCAUGCCCGUUCAACAAGCUCCAGCUUGCGUUUGCACCCCAGUUCAGCAAGAUCCGUGCUGCCAGCAACAGCAACAGCCUGCCUGUAUCUGCACCGCAGUUCAGCAAGAUCCAUGCUGCCAGCAACAACAACAACCAGCUUGUGUUUGCACCCCAGUUCAGCAAGAUCCAUGCUGCCAGCAACAGCAACAGCCAGCAUGUGAUUGUCAGCAGAAUCCAACUUGCGUGACCUGCAUCAACAUUGAGAUUGUUCAGCAACAACAACCGGCUUGCAACUGCGCACCAGUUCAACAGCAACCGGCCUGUGAAUGCGUUCCAGUCCAGCAAGCUCCGGCAUGCAACUGUGCUCCAGUUCAACAGCAACCAGCUUGCGAAUGCGUCCCGGUUCAACAAGCUCCUGCCUGCGAAUGCGUCCCGGUUCAACAAUCUCCUCCCUGCGAAUGCGUCCCAGUUCAACAAGCACCUGCCUGUAACUGCGCCCCAGUUCAACAGCAGCCAGCGUGCGAUUGCGUUCCAGUUCAACAGGUCCCAGUUUGCAACUGCGCUCCAGUCCAGCAACAGCCAGCAUGCGACUGUGUGCCAGUCCAGCAGGCUCCAGCUUGCGACUGCGUCCCGGCUCAGCCAUCAUGUGAUUGCGUCCAACAGCAACAAACAGUUUACCAAAUUCAAGUUCAGCAAGCUCCACAGACGAAUCAAUGUGUUCCAGCUUGCCAGCCAGCCUGCCAACAAUCGUGUACCGCCUCCUACACCAACCAACAAUCCCAAUACUCCGCCGCGACAACUUCUUGUGAUGCUCAACAAUGCGUGUGCCAACGUGGAUACGUGAAGUGCGCUGAACAAACCUGCUGCCUUCGUUACCGCUACACCAAUCGCAAAGCAAAACGAUCGAUUGCUUAA
This is a messenger RNA of Caenorhabditis bovis, 1197 nucleotides long. Lineage: Eukaryota; Metazoa; Nematoda; Chromadorea; Rhabditida; Rhabditidae. The record is from the annotation of a GenBank genome assembly.